Molecule: messenger RNA, 1800 nt
Organism: Fimicolochytrium jonesii
Lineage: Eukaryota; Fungi; Chytridiomycota; Chytridiomycetes; Spizellomycetales; Powellomycetaceae
Exons: 2
Coding region: 146-1705 (519 amino acids)
Biological process (GO): triglyceride biosynthetic process
Cellular component (GO): plasma membrane
Molecular function (GO): long-chain-alcohol O-fatty-acyltransferase activity; diacylglycerol O-acyltransferase activity
Source: RefSeq, a predicted model, not a curated record
CUUCCCUCCCGGCUACUCUUAGCGCAAGCAUCUCCUUGAAGAGCUGGAUACGCCGGCCCCGCCAUUCGCCUACCAGCGCAAGCCCAUCCCCUCCGUUGACCCAGAAACCAUUGACGAGAUCCAAGAGCCCGUCCACGACCUCUACAUGCAAUGCUACUCCGACUCCUGCCGGUCAGCCGAAGCCGCAGACAGGCCUUAUCUUGGUUGUUACUCCCCAUCUUGCCCGAAUGCACGCUCGAGUGUCUUGAAACCCCAGCAGGUGCCCAAGGUGGAGCUUCCGUGGGUCACUAAGCAUCCGAAGAGGGAGAGGAAGAUGAGUCUGUUUUCGCAGAUCUUGGCUCAUCCCUCUGGUGCAUUCCCGACCAAGACUAAGAUUCCGCCAACAACGGUCAUCAGCGCCAUGUACAUGAACAAACUUCCAGCAAAGUCUCAGAUCAAGCGUUUACUUGAGGAUACCAUUUUGACUCGUUACCACCGUUUUAGCGCUCUCCCCAUCGAAGCGCAGGACGGGACUAUCAGCUGGCUGCCAUACGAGACCAUCAACGUGGAAUCGCAUAUGCAGUCUGCAGAGAUCUCAUCCGAGGCGGAUAUCAAAGCCUACAUCGAGAACCUCUUCAAACGCGUCUGGGACUCGACCAAGCCCAUGUGGCACAUUCACCUCUUGCAGAGCACUACGCCCGGCCAGCCUUCAGUCCUGAUUAUUGAAUUGCACCACGUUCUCGGCGACGGCGUCUCGCAAAUGCAGGUCUUGGGCGACAUUGUCACGGACAAGGCUGGCAAACCCUUGACCUUGGAUGAAAAGAAGUUCAAGCGGAUGAUGCAGGGCAACAAACCCAGCCCCACUCUCUGGCAGCGGGUGCAGCGUAAAGCCGUGCUGGCUCUCAACACCGGCGCGGCCGUCGCGAAGGUUCUCUCCCUCCCUCUCCUAUUCGGCGACACCAAGACCUCACUCACAGUCCCCUACAACCACUUCGCUUCCCGCCGCCGCGCCUACGUCCCUGUGCCCCCUCUCCCCCUCGAUGUAAUCAAAGACAUCAAAAACAAGCUCCACGUAACCGUCAACGACGUCCUCCUCGCCAUCCUCGGUGGCGCCAUGCGCUCCUACCUCCUCCACCGCAACGACAAAUCCCUCUCCACCGCCGCCGCCGCCGCCUCGCUCCAGAUCCGCGCACUCAUGCCGUACUCCUUCCCCCGCUCCCUCGACGACCUGCACAACAAAUGGACAAUGAUCUCCGGCCGCGUGCCCGUUGGAGAAUCAUCCCCCGUCGCCCGCGUGCAGGCCGCUAAAAACGCCAUGGAUAAAAUCAAACAGUCACCCGAACCCGUGGUCGCCGUCUUCCUACAGGAAUCACUGUACAGAGCCGUCGGGCAUGAACUCUCCGCACAAACCAAUCUGGAUCUGUUCAAGAAACAUACCCUCAUUUUCACCAACGUCCCCGGGUUCACGGAGGAGAUGUACUUUUGCGGCGAGAAGAUCGUGCAUGUGCAGCCGAUCGUGUCGAAUGUCAUCACCCAGUGCUCGGCGGUCUCCUACUGCGGACAGGUGUUUAUGAACUUUGUGGUGGAUGCGGAUAUCAUCUACGAGUAUGACCUCCUCGCGGACUUUGUGGUUAAGGAGUUGAGGGCGGUGGCGCUGGCGGCGGGUGUUUCGACUGCGGGGAUCCCGGAACUGCAGCAUCCUGGGGAGGGGAAGAAGGCGCAGUAGGUCGUAGAAUUAUCCCUCAUUAUUCCAGUCUUUUGAUAUAUCCCUCAUUCUGCAACAGCCACCGGUUGACGUAGACUUUUACCGUAGUUCCCCCC